AUGAUAGAUAGUAUAAAAUUUAUACCAACAUUGACGCCAACAUUUGAGCAAUGGAAACUAUUACCAGUUUAUCUAGCUCAUCAUGAAACUAGUCUUCAACGACGUUUUGGUGCUGUCAAAAUAAUACCUCCUAGUCGAUGGUCACCAUUAACAAAAAAUCCAUAUGAAUUACGUCAAAUAAAAUUUUAUAUAAAACAAGAAAUAAUUCGUUCAUCUCAUCAAUCCGAUGUUUUUUAUAUACAAAAUUAUGAAACAAGUAAACGACGUCUUAUGACAUAUGAAGAAUGUAAAAUAACUGCUGAAAGUGAUGCAUAUCGUGUGAAAGAUGAAAUAAGUAAUAGUUUUACAGAAUAUUUUUGGUUAACAAUUCCGAAUAAUAUAUCAUUAUAUGUACCAAAUAUUGAUGAUAGUUUAUUUGCAAAACGAGAAAAUGUUUUCAAUAUGACGCAAUUACCUUCAUUACUCAAAUAUUAUCCAAAACCAAUUCCAGGAGUAACAACACCUUUUCUUCAUAUUGGUAUGUGGUCAACUUCUGUUGGUCUUCAUAUCGAUGAACAUGAUCUUAUAUCUUUAAAUUAUCUUCAUCAUGGUGCUCCAAAAAUUUGGUAUAUAAUUCAUCCAUCAUCCUAUGCUAAAUUAGAAGAAUUAGUCAAUGAAUUAAAAUUAUUUUCUGAUAUAUCAUCUUGUUUAUCACCUCUACAACAUAAAUCUCUUCUUAUUAAACCUUCAUUUCUUCAAUUACAUUCCAUAGAAUAUUAUUAUAUUGAACAAAAAAUAAAUGAAUUAGUCGUUAUUUUUCCUGGUACAUAUCAUUUUUAUUUUGAUACUGGUUUUAAUUUAUGUGAAACAGUUAAAUAUGCACUACCAUCAUGGUUAGAAUUUCAACGACGUAGUCCAAGACUUUGUUCAUGUCCAAUAUCAUCGUCAAUUAAUACUAAUUUAAAUCGACGUUUUUUUACAAAUGACGUACUUCAAAAAUUUCAAAAUGAAUAUUUUACAUCAUCAUCAGCAACAUGUAUUGAUUUAUCUCUAGAUGAAGAUAAUAAUCAUACUAAUGAUCAUUUAAGUAUUGAACUAGCAGUGUCACCAACUUCGUCUACUAGAGAUCAUAGUAAUAUUAAUGAAACAACUGAAGAAACAGUAGUUCUAUCACUUAAUACUCCUAUGGAUAUAUCACUGAAUAAACAUACGACUUUACUUUCUUCAUCUUCAUCUUUAAUUAAUUGUGAUACAUCAACAUCAAAUGAUUUAAUAUCAACAAUGAAUACUAUCAAUGAACACGAAGAUAUUUGGAAUAUAUUCGAUCAACUUUCAGCACCAAUAAAUUCUAAUACUCUACAACAUUAUCAUCCUUACAAAUCUUUUUCAUCUCCUAUUCAGAAUCAUACAUCACCUAUGUAUCCACCUUUUCUAAGACCAUGUCCAUAUUCUCAUCCUCCUCCAUAUCCUAGUAGAAGAGAUAUUCAACGACGUAAAUGUUACAAAUGUCGACGACCAGGACACUUAAGAAAAGAAUGUCCUUACUAUUCUCAAGAAUAA
Molecule: messenger RNA, 1539 nt
Organism: Adineta steineri
Lineage: Eukaryota; Metazoa; Rotifera; Eurotatoria; Adinetida; Adinetidae
Source: the annotation of a GenBank genome assembly